Geodia barretti is the source of this 936-nucleotide messenger RNA. NCBI's taxonomy places the organism in Eukaryota, Metazoa, Porifera, Demospongiae, Tetractinellida, Geodiidae. The record is from the annotation of a GenBank genome assembly.
AUGGAACGUCUGGAAAAGGUCAACAAUUCCCUGACGGAGAUGGCAGAGAAAAAGCACCCGUUUCUGGCGAGACUACUUGACCACACGUUUUCCACACCGGGCAAGAACAUAAGACCCGCGAUUACCCUGCUGGCAUCGAAUUUCUACCCGCACGACGAGCGCAAUACUGAAAAGAUGGCUACGGGUGUCGAGCUGCUGCAUAUCGCCUCGCUCAUUCACGACGACACUGUCGAUGGGGCAAUGCUGCGCAGGGGCAAGAUGACUAUCAGCAGCCUUUGGGGUCCGAAGACAGCAGUUUUGGCGGGCGAUUAUAUCUUCGCCGCAUCCGCGACGUUGGUAUGCGACACCGGCAACAUUCGAGUAAUCAGGCGCUUUGCUGAAACAAUAAUGGAACUUUCCAGCGGCGAGCUUCAAGAGAUGGCGGAGACCUACAACCCCGAGCAAUCUAUGCAGGGCUACCUCGGCCGCAUCUACAACAAAACUGCCUCCCUGUUUACGACUGCCGCGGAGUCAGGCGCUAUCUUGAGCGGCGCGCCGGAAGCGUGCUCUCAGUCCAUGCGCAGCUACGGACACAAUCUAGGCAUGGCGUUUCAGAUCGUGGACGAUAUUCUUGACUUCGACGGCACAGAAGAGGAAAUUGGCAAGCCAAUAGGAAGCGAUCUCGCCAACGGAGUCGUUACGUUACCCACGCUGAUUGCGAUGCAGCGAAGGUCUUGCUGCGACGCCGUGAAGCGCGUGCUAGCCAAUCCGGACGACGAGGACCUGAUGAAAGAAGUCGUCAGUCUCAUUCAAGACGAUUCCGUGCUGGAAGAGUCCUAUGAGUUCGCUAGCCGCUAUUGCGAAAAGGCUCUGUCAGACCUAAGCGGGCUACCACCCUGCCCUUCCCGCGAUUCGCUGGAAGAGUUGGUAAGUCACGUGAAGGUGCGGCGCAACUAA